UUCAUUUUGGAAAUUGAUUUCAUGAAUGUAUAUGUCACUGAUAUAAUAUAACGUUCAGGUUUGUUUAUUUAUUUAUUUGAUUGGUGUUUUACGCCGUACUCAAGAAUAUUUCACUUAUACGAUGGCGGCAAGCAUUAUGGCAGGAAGAAACCCGGAAGAAUCCAGGGUAAACCCACGACUAUCCGGAGCUUGUUGGAAGACCCUCCCUGUUCAGCCGUAGAGUAAGCCAGCAUGAGCUGGACAUGGACUCGCAGCGACCGUUUGGUGAGAGGCUCCUGGGUCACUGCACUGCGGUGGCGUGCUAACUACCUCGGCACCGCAUGACCUGCAGGGUUGCUCUUUAGUAGAACGUUUAGCCUCACACAGUGAGCCAGUAUAUCACAUAGGUUACAAGCUAUAUGAAUCUGGUUACAUAUAUAGAGAAGAAAUACAUAUAAUUUAUCUCCCCACAGAUAACAGGGUAUCCGUAGCUGAAUGUGUGGCACACACUGAUCAAUACUGCUGAAAAGAGCAGUGCAUUGUCUAAUAUACCUCAUUGCAUGGUGCCCUAUAAAGCUGCGUACCGUAGGCGGAUUGGACGAUUUGACUUAAAUAGAGGUAUAUUGAAGAUCUCGUGAUGUCAAAGGUCUGGGGAUUCCAGCUGAAAUGGCGUGGACAAAUAUGGUGGUGCACACUACUCUGCGCAUGCAUGGUGACCAUACUCAUCUCCAUCUGCUGGUUGUUCGAUCGCUCAAAAACGUUGUUACCGCCGAGUGGUCAAAUCUGUGUUAGAUUCAUGGGCGGGCUGGGAAAUCUGAUGUUCCAAUAUGCGUCGUCUUAUGGCAUUGCUGAGGCCAAGCAUAUGGCGUUUGGUAUGGCAAAAAGUGACAAAUUGUGGAGCGUUUUUCCAGGUUUAAAGGCUGUGCGUACUGAGCAUGUUUGCUCCGGAUAUAGAAUCCACACCGAAAAGCGCGCAUGCGCAUUCGAUCAAGAGACAAUGGACUUUCUGGCUAGUGACCGAGUCCAGCUGUAUGGGUAUCUUCAGUCGUGGAAGUAUUUCUCGCACGUGGAGAACGACAUUAGACUUCAGUUCACGUUCAAUCACCAGACCCUUGAAAAGGCAAGGAAGUUGCUAACCCAAAGCAAACGUCUUGUGCGCAAAAACGACGACGCGCACGAUGAAGUCAUCGCGAUUGGCGUACACGUCAGAAGAACUGACAAACUCUCGGCUGAGUCUAUCAGUGUAGGUUACGUAGUUCCCGGGAAGGCAUACUUGGACAAAGCCAUGAACUACUUCCGUAGGAAGUUUCGUAGACCUCUGAUUUUCAUCGUCUGCUCAGACGACGAAGAAUGGACCAAAGAUAACAUCAAGGACAGAGACACGGUGAUAGUGUCUCGGAAUUCUGCCGAGGUGGACAUGGCCUUACUCAGCCUUUGUGAUCACAACAUCAUAACGAUUGGCACGUUCGGAUGGUGGUCUGCUUUCCUUAGCAACGGUACCACUGUGUACUAUGGUAACAGUUUCCGGUCGGGGUCAUGGCUUGAGAAAAACGCCGCCAGUGAUCCUCGACAAACACACUUCUUCCCUCCGCAUUGGAUUUCUAUGACGUAAAUCAGUUGUUAUCCAUUAAGAGGAAAAACUUUCUUCAGCAUUUGUUUAAUGACCUGUGAAGAAUCUCAUUGUGCACGUGCAAAGAAACACUUCAGCUUUUCGAAAGCUAGCAGCCAUGUAUGCCUAUGUGGGCAUAUUGAGGGGCUCAUGCAGUGGCUCAGAAGGUUAAACUGCUGGCUGACUGGACUGUCAAACCCUUGGGCAAUGAGGUCGAGAGUUCGAAUCUAGCUCUUAAUCGCUUUUUUUCGGUCGGGCCUUAACUUAAGUGGUUUCUCAGGUACCUGGCGCAGAUUUAUGGUUUACUCCAGGCUCUGCUGUUUCAUCCGCCCGCAAAACUGACUGCUGUCAUACUAAUGAAAAUUCUC
Molecule: messenger RNA, 1956 nt
Organism: Liolophura sinensis
Lineage: Eukaryota; Metazoa; Mollusca; Polyplacophora; Chitonida; Chitonidae
Product: galactoside 2-alpha-L-fucosyltransferase SEC1-like
Exons: 3
Coding region: 617-1591 (324 amino acids)
Biological process (GO): carbohydrate metabolic process
Cellular component (GO): membrane
Molecular function (GO): galactoside 2-alpha-L-fucosyltransferase activity
Source: RefSeq, a predicted model, not a curated record